This is a messenger RNA of Moneuplotes crassus, 1920 nucleotides long. NCBI's taxonomy places the organism in Eukaryota, Ciliophora, Spirotrichea, Euplotida, Euplotidae. The record is from the annotation of a GenBank genome assembly.
UAAAUUAGAAGAUAAGAAAUGGAGAAAGAUCCAGCAACAGCUGCCACAGGUGGAGGAGGAGUAGUAGUUGAACUCGACCAUGCCAUUGGUUAUUCUGGAAAAAUUGUAAACUCUGUUCACUUACACCCAAAUGCCAAUGACUAUGUUCUAAUUGCAGGAGCAAGCAUUAUUGUUGGAGAUAUAAACGAUCCUCAUAAUCAACAUUUCCUGAGAGGUCAUGAUGAUCAAAUCACUUGAUUAGAUCUCUCUUGUAAUGGAAAAAUGAUCGCAUCAGGACAGAAAGGAGAUAACUCUGACAUUCUUCUUUGGGACUAUGAGAGUAAGAAAGCAGUUUUCAGAUUAUCGGAACAUGAUAAUCAGAUUGACUGCCUUCAUUUCUCCCAUGAUGAUAUGCUUUUGAUAUCUUCUGGAAAUCAAUUAGACGGUAAAUUAUUUAUUUGGGAUACUUCUAAUGGAUAUAUCGUUACAUCGAUGCAGCUUUUGCCCACAGUUAUCUCUGAAGCCCCCAACUGAAUCAGUUUCGGUGGAUUUGUAAAAGACGUUAAAUUGAGAGAGACAGCAAACUACCAGUUUGCCACUUCUGGAAGCAAGAAAUUAAUGUUGUGGUCGCUUGAGCCAAGCACUGGAAAUCUAGAAUACGAGCUUAUAUCAACAGGAACUUUCAUUAGAGAUUACAUAUGAUUUGCAUUUGGAAAGCCAAGCGAACAAUAUUUAUUUGCUGGAACAAAGAGUGGAGAUUUUGUGUCAUUCCAGAUAAAGCAUAAGCUUCUUGUCUUCGUUCAAAAUGUAUGAGCUCAAGGAGUAACUUGAAUCUCUGCUGUUACUGAGGAUAAGGUAUGCUGUGGAGGAGGGGAUGGUACACUUGCUCUUUAUCAUGUCGACGGAAAAUUCUGCCAAGAACUUCUCAAGACCACUCUUGCUGGAGGGAUCAAUGGGCUCUCUUCUUCUGAAGAUGGAAUCCAGUUGUUAGUUUCUACUGAUAGAGGAUUCAUUUACAGAGUAAGAGUUUCUGACUUCUCAUGAAUGCUUCUUGGAGAGAAUCAUAUCUCUGAUGUCUUACAAGUUUCAUUCAUGAAUGGAAUUUCAGAUAAAUUUGCAACAUGCUCAGAAGAUACAACCAUCCGUCUUUGGGAUUCUAAUGAUUAUUCAGUUUAUGCCAGAUGUGCAGUCCUAGCUGGUGGGCAUCCAACCUGUUGUAACUUCACUGAAGAGGUUGUCAUUUCUGGAUGGUCAGAUGGAAAAAUCAGAUCUUUCAGAACUGACAACUGCGAAUUAUUAUGGGCAAUUGAUAAUGCACACAAGAAUGGUGUGACAACCUUAUGCAUUAGCAAUAACUUCAAAUUCCUUGCAACAGGAGGAUAUUCAGGAGAUGUAAGAGUUUGGGAGAUUAGAUCAAGAGAACUUAUAUCUCAUCUCAAAGAGCAUACUAGCACUGUCACUAAAGUGGAAGUCCUUGAAGAUGAUAUCCACUUGCUUUCUUGUGCCAGAGAUAAAGCAAUUCUAUGCUGGGAUCUCAAGAACGAAAAGAGAGUUUCCAAUCAUACCCAGAGAAUGGGAGGAAUUAAUGGGUUCUCAUUCAAUCCAGAAAAUCAAAAUAAGGUUCUCUCAGUCGGUCAAGAAAGAAAGGUAACUUACUGGGAUUUGUCUAAGAGCGAAGCAGAAGGAGUUGUUGAUACCUCAUCUAACCCAAGUGAAAGUGACGAACAAUUCUCUAUUGAUAUUUCUAAAGACGGAAGAUACUUUGUUACAGGAGGAGCCCUUGGGAUUCUAAGAAUUUGGGAUUAUGUAGAAGGAAAAAUUGUGAGUGAACAAGCUGGGCAUUCUAAUACAAUUACCUCUGUCAGUUUCACUCCAGAUGGAAAGCAAGUUAUCUCAACUGGAAGAGACGGACUUGUUCUUGUAUGGAAUGUAUUUACUUAA